Meira miltonrushii is the source of this 1470-nucleotide messenger RNA. Its product is annotated as Actin/actin-like protein. The coding region runs from base 132 to 1259 and encodes 375 amino acids. NCBI's taxonomy places the organism in Eukaryota, Fungi, Basidiomycota, Exobasidiomycetes, Exobasidiales, Brachybasidiaceae. The transcript has 2 exons. The record is from RefSeq and is a predicted model, not a curated record.
ACUAGUCGAAUCUUUCAUUUUAUCUUAUUGAUCUUUUGAAGCUUUCGCUCUAUAAGAUCAUUCUAUCUCGUCUUCAACUUACGAACCUCUUUCUUUUUUACGUUUCGCCCACCCUUUAAUUCAUAUUCAACAUGGAGGAUGAGGUAGCAGCCCUCGUUAUCGACAAUGGUUCCGGUAUGUGCAAGGCCGGUUUCGCCGGUGAUGACGCACCCCGUGCCGUUUUCCCUUCCAUCGUUGGUAGACCACGUCAUCAAGGUGUCAUGGUCGGAAUGGGACAAAAAGAUUCAUACGUCGGUGACGAAGCUCAAUCAAAGCGUGGUAUCUUGACUUUGAAAUACCCAAUCGAACACGGUAUCGUUACAAACUGGGAUGAUAUGGAAAAGAUCUGGCAUCACACUUUCUACAAUGAAUUGCGUGUCGCUCCUGAAGAGCACCCAGUUCUAUUGACUGAAGCUCCAUUGAACCCCAAGGCAAACCGUGAAAAGAUGACACAAAUCAUGUUCGAAACCUUCAACGCACCCGCUUUCUACGUUGCUAUUCAAGCUGUUUUGUCUCUAUACGCUUCCGGUCGUACAACCGGUAUCGUUCUUGACUCUGGUGAUGGUGUUACCCACACUGUCCCAAUUUACGAAGGUUACUCUUUGCCCCACGCAAUCUUGCGUCUCGAUUUGGCCGGUCGUGAUUUGACUGAACAUUUGGUCAAGAUUUUGAUGGAACGCGGUUACCCAUUCACCACUACAGCAGAACGUGAAAUUGUUCGUGACAUCAAAGAAAAACUUUGUUACGUCGCUUUGGACUUUGAACAAGAAAUGCAAACCGCCAGCCAAUCUUCCGCACUGGAAAAGAGCUACGAAUUGCCUGACGGACAAGUCAUCACAAUUGGUAACGAACGUUUCCGUGCUCCUGAAGCAUUGUUCCAACCCUCAUUCUUGGGUUUGGAAGCUUCUGGUAUCCAUGAAACCACUUACAACUCCAUCAUGAAGUGUGAUUUGGAUAUCCGUAAGGACUUGUACGGAAACAUUGUUAUGUCUGGUGGUACUACCAUGUACGCCGGUAUCAGUGACCGUAUGCAAAAGGAAAUCACCGCUUUGGCACCAUCCAGCAUGAAGGUCAAGAUUGUUGCACCACCAGAACGUAAAUACUCCGUCUGGAUCGGUGGUUCCAUUUUGGCAUCUUUGUCCACCUUUGCACAAAUGUGGGUUACCAAGUUGGAAUACGACGAAGGAGGUCCAGCAAUUGUUCACCGCAAGUGCUUCUAAGAAGUUUACUGGAAUCUUUUACGCUGUUGCAGCAUGCUGGACAUGGAAAAAGGUGGAACAGCAGACCCAAUGGUUCAACUUUUGGUUUCUCGAAAGGCUUUUUUUCGUUGCUGUUUCGCCUCUGUAUUGUCUUGUAGGCUGUUCUCUAUCUCUUGUUUCUCAUUUUUAAAGAUGUUCAUUGUAACGAACUCUUUGUCUUUUUUUGUCCAAA